AUGGGAACAAUUUUGUCAAAACAAGGUUUGUUUUUGUAAAUUACUUAACUCUUACUCGUGUAAAUGCAUCUUAUUGUGGAAUAUUUAUUUGUAUUAUCUUUAGGGAAGCAGAAUUUCGAACAAGAAGUCCCAAAAUUUAAGAUUGUACUUGUUGGUAUGUAUCAAUUAAUAUGCUCGGUUGUUGAUUUGUUAUGUUUCAUAAAUUGUUUUUUGUUUAUAAAUUAUAAUUGCUGUUUAUGUCCUUCGUCAAUGUAAAUAUCAUUAUACUAGGCACACUAGAUGACUCUAUCAGUUCUAUAAUACUGUUCUCAAAUCUCAACAAAAGGCUAAGUUGGGGGGUUGGCCAGUAUUAAAUUAAGGUCAUCCCUUAUUUGUGCUGUGUUAGCUACUAUGUUGCAGGUCGUCUGAUUUUCAAAACCAGUAUUAUCACCACUUGAAAACAUCGCCAUGUCUCUGAAUUUCGUCAUUUGUGUUAGUCAUGUUGCUAUCACAAUUCGGACAUAGUUGUUGCCAUGGUCCGUUGUCACCUGGUGGAAUUUACACAAACAGGGCAUUGAAACUUAAGUAACCAGCAAAAAGCUUUGGUGUUUGAUAGAGUCAAAUUCAAAGUACUUUCCACACAUAAUGAUGCAACAGCAUAUUGCAGGAAGGCAACCCUGAGCCUGAGGAAGCUUUCGAUGUUAAAAAACACAUGCAUUAACCAAACUAGUGUCAAUCAUUUAUACCUUAAUGCCAUAUUAUACUUACAUUUUCUCACUGUCUAUAAUAGUAUGGCCAUUAUUUUAUAGGUGAACCAGCAGUUGGCAAAAGCAGUAUAUUCUUACGUUAUACGAAAAACCAGUUUGACUACAGUUAUCAACCAAGCGUAUCUGUUGCUAUUGGCAAUGUUGUUAAGAAGAUCAAUAUUCCUUACCAAGGAGUAGUAUCUGUGGUAAUAUGGGAUGUGCCAGGACGAGAAGAGAUGGAUCUUCGAAAGAGUUAUUACAAAGAUGUGGAUGCUGCAAUUGGUUAGCAAUUACUAAUUAAUAUUAUUUGAAUUAUUAAGCCACUACCCAGCGGGCAAAAUGACGUUUAUCCAACGUUGAAUCAACGUUGGAAAUGACCUUCCAGACGUUGGAUAGACGUUGAAAAAGGUUUGACUAUGCAAAUUGGAUCGACGUUACUGUUUCGACGUUGAAACAACGUUGAAAUUAGGUUGCCAAUUUCGUCAACCAUAAUUCAACGUUGAAUCCACGUUAAAACAACGUUGAGAUUGGUUCACAAAUCGACGUCGUACAUUUAACCAUGAAUGAACGUUAAUUCAACGUCUGUUGGCUGCUGUUGAACCAAUGUUUGUAAAACAACGUCAGAGCAACGUAGAUAUUAGGUUGUCGACGUCGCAACCUUUUUUCUACCAAAUUUCAACAUUGAAACAACGUCGUGUGCCCGGUGGGUAAUGCCUGAAUAUUAUUUGAUCUUUGGCCUGGCACUUUGUUUCACAAUAUGACUUCCCAUCCUUGAUCUCAUCCGGCAUCAUCAUUCUCUUUCUUCCCCUUCGUCUUUUUCCUUCCAUUUUGCCUUCCAUCACAUCACAUCUCGUAACGACCCAUUGUGAACCCUGGCUGGUGAGGACCUCUACAUUUGUCAUUCUAUCAGUCCACUUGAUCUUUUCCAUCUUUCUCCAUAUCCAUUCAAUAACAGGUCUUCCUUAUUUCUUUUAAAUAGUUGUGGUGGAUGUUUCAGAACCAGAUACAAUUGGUUUAGCUCCCACAUGGAAACAGGAUGUUCUGAAUCAUGCCCAGUUUACUGUAGCACACAACACAGCAAAUGAGAGUAGAGAUGCUAUUAUGGCUUCAUCCAUCCCUGUUUUACUCCUGGGAAACAAAGCUGACAAAUUAGAG
Paramuricea clavata is the source of this 1880-nucleotide messenger RNA. The record is from the annotation of a GenBank genome assembly. Lineage: Eukaryota; Metazoa; Cnidaria; Anthozoa; Malacalcyonacea; Plexauridae.